GCAUCGCCGAGGGCGCGGAGGGCGGGCCGCGCGCAUUCGCCGCACGGCAACCCCCGCCCACCGCCAGACGGGCCCAGGCGGCCGCUGCCGCGACGGACGGUGCAGGGGACCGCGAGGCCAUUUGUGCGCGGGCUCGCCCGGCGCCGGCGUGUCAAAAAGAAGCGAAUAGAG
Molecule: messenger RNA, 171 nt
Organism: Prorocentrum cordatum
Lineage: Eukaryota; Dinophyceae; Prorocentrales; Prorocentraceae
Source: the annotation of a GenBank genome assembly